UUACAAAGCAGAGUGGACAGAAAUAGCAUCCAGAUGUGGAGAGGCCACCAAAAAUGGGACGUGCCUUCAACAGACUACAAUCACCCUAUUCAAAGCAAGCUUCCUUGUUACUCCAAGGAAGAGUGAGUUUCGACAGAAGCACGUUUGAUGCUUAACCAGCAGGUGGCGACAGAGUUUCGUCCUAACGUGAGCCAAUGAGAGGAGGUGUGAGGCAGGGCUGGAGCGUGCUCAGAGAGGUGAACUGAUAAAAGUGUGUUUCUGUGUGAGGGAGCCAGUCAGUCAGGAAGAGCUUGAAAGAGGAGAAGAGGCGAGAGUGGCUUUGGCUGGGGCGAGGCAAAAAAGGCAGAUAACAAGACAACUAUGGGUCCUGCUGCUCCUGCCUGGCGGUUAGACACUUCCUGAACCUGGCUGUGGUGUAAAUGUCAGAGGAGAGAGAAAGAGAGAGAAAAGAAAGCUGAAGGAGGGGACACAAGAGACUGUGCCCUGGAGGAGGCUUCUGCAGAGACAAAGUUGUGGUGUUGUCAGUGGGUGGUGAAAGAACAGGGAGAGGAAGCCAUCAGCAGGCACCAGAGCAUGGAGGAGAAGAAAAGUUUACCACACACGCACUUUCACUCACGUUCAGAGGGCCACACUUCCUGCUGCUAUCUGUGACUGACUGCCUGAGUUGCUUUGUGGAAUGAACUUCUGCACCAUGGAGGUCAAGCACAUUGCACUUCUCUUCACCAACCAGAGAUCUUUUCUCAAGUAACUUCUCAAGGAACUUUGCAUUUCUUGCCCAUCCAGUUUUUGCCCUCCACUCUUUCUCUCUUGCUGUUGUUCCAGUGGAACAGUUUGGUGCUCUAUGAAUUCAUGUAUCUGUGAUGGAUUAUCUCUAUCUGCACUCAGUCUGCAUUGCUGAAGAGUAUAAGAGAGAAAGAGCGACGCUCUUGGUGCACACGUGAGCUUGUGAUGGAGGGACAUGGAGAGGGACAGGUGGACGGGAGGUCCGGUCACCUGGAUGCUCUGCCGGAUGGUGAGGAACCAGCUACUCCGGACUCACCGUCAUCUUCCUGCUCGGACCUGUCCACCUCUACCCCCGCAGUGCAGCCCUGCACACAAAGCAACAGGACCUUCAGCGGGCUCGGGCUCUUCAGGAGAAGGAAAGCUAUUGCAAAGUCUGGUGUUCAGCAGCUGACAGCCCAGUCCAAUGCCACAAUGCCGGCCAAGUGUGAAGCUAUCAGAGAGAUCUCUCAGACAGUCGACUGGACUGAGAAUGCUCAGUUUGGACAGCACGUCUGGUUUGAGACCAGUCUUUCGGGAGAUUUCUGCUAUGUUGGAGAGGUUUACUGCUUUGCCAAAUCACUGCAAAAAUCGCUGCCUCGCUAUAAAUGUGCUGCCUGCAAAAUAGCUGUCCAUACAACAUGCAUGGAGCAGUUAGAAAAGAUCAAUUUUAAAUGUAAGCCAUCAUACAGGGAACCAGGGACCAGAAAUGUGCGAGAGACUUGUGCUGUAAGGCAUCACUGGGUUCACAGGAGACGGCAGGAUGGGAAAUGCAGACAGUGCGGAAAGGGUUUUCAGCAGAAGUUCUCCUUCCACAGUAAAGACAUAGUGGCUAUCAGUUGCUCUUGGUGUAAACAGGCGUACCACAAUAAAGUGACAUGCUUCAUGCUGCAGCAGAUAGGGGAGACGUGCUCUCUUGGGGCUCAUGCUGCUGUUAUAGUGCCUCCUACCUGGAUCAUCCGAGUCCGCAGACAGCAGGCAUCACUAAAGUCGAGUAAAAAAAGGAAGAAGGCCUCUCUGAAAAACAAGGCCAGCAAGAAAGGACCAGAGGAUGGAAAAUGGAAGCAGUUUAUAGUGAAGCCAAUUCCCUCCCAACUCAUGAAGCCAUUGCUUGUGUUUGUGAACCCAAAGAGUGGUGGAAAUCAGGGAGCAAAAAUUAUCAGGUCUUUCAUGUGGUACCUAAACCCACGACAAGUGUUUGAUCUCACUCAGGGAGGGCCUAAAGAGGGGCUAGAAAUGUACCGCAAAGUGCCCAACUUGCGCAUCCUAGUAUGUGGGGGAGAUGGAACGGUUGGCUGGAUCCUGUCCGUGCUGGACGAACUGCAGCUGAAUCCCCAGCCUGCUGUAGCUGUCGUCCCUCUCGGCACAGGAAACGACCUGGCCAGAACACUCAACUGGGGAGGGGGCUACACAGAUGAGCCGGUGUCUAAAAUCCUGUCUCAUGUGGAGGAUGGGAACAUUGUGCAGCUUGACCGCUGGAACCUGACCGUGGAGCCCAACCCAGAGGCCACAGAGGAAGAGAAGGAUGAACACCAGACAGACAAGCUUCCCAUCGAUGUCUUCAAUAACUACUUCAGCUUGGGUUUUGAUGCACAUGUGACACUGGAAUUCCACGAAUCCCGAGAGGCCAAACCUGAAAAAUUCAACAGCCGCCUUCGGAACAAGAUGUUUUAUGCAGGGACGGCGUUUUCUGACUUCCUUAUGCGCAGCUCCAAAGAUCUCUCUAAACACAUCAGAGUGGUGUGUGAUGGAACAGACCUCACUAGUAAAGUUCAGGAACUGAAGCUGCAGUGUCUGCUCUUCCUUAACAUUCCUAGGUACUGUGCAGGUACGACGCCGUGGGGUAACCCAAGUGACGACUUUGGGCCUCAGAGGCACGAUGAUGGCUGCAUUGAAGUUAUUGGAUUCACCAUGACUUCUCUGGCCACUCUGCAGGUGGGGGGUCAUGGAGAGAGGUUGCAUCAGUGCCGUGAAGUGACGCUCACCACCUUCAAGCCCAUCCCUGUGCAGGUGGACGGCGAGCCCUGUAGACUGGCUCCCUCUAUCAUCCGCAUCACCCUCAGGAAUCAGGCCAACAUGGUGCAGAAAACCAAGAGGAGGAUCUCCCUCCCUCAGCUCAAUGAUCAACAGCCCAUCUCUGAACAGCUGCAGAUCCAGGUGAGCCGAAUCAGCAUGCAUGACUACGAAACUCUACACUAUGACAAAGACAAGCUCAAGGAGGCCUCAAUUCCUCUGGGCGUCAUCACCGUCUCUGGAGACAGUGAUUUGGAGACUUGUCGCCUACACAUUGAGAAGCUGCAUGAGCAGGGGCGUGGUGUGAAUUCAGACUCAGUGACCAUACCAAAACUGUCCCCAAAAUGGUGCUUCCUAGACUCCACAACAGCAGAUCGCUUCUACAGAAUAGACCGUGCUCAGGAACAUCUGAAUUACGUGACUGAGAUCUCCCAGGAUGAGCUUUUUAUCCUGGACCCAGAGCUGGUCACUAAGGAGACCGUGGGCACAUCUCCGGGAAUGCCGGGAAUGGUGGAGGCAGUGGGAGAAAGCUCCAGCAGCUCUGACCAGUUUGCCUUCCCAGCGUGCUCUCCUGCCCCCUCUCCACUGAGCAGGGUUAAUGAGGAACAGGCUGCAGGUCCGAGAAAGCGAAUGUCGUGCGAUGGAACCAACGCAGGAGGACAGACGGAUGGAGUGCUAUCUAUAAAUAAAGGCCUUUGCAGGUCAGAUGAUGCUGUCUGGAAUGCAGCUGAUAAAGAGACUAAGAUACUAAUUGAAAGUGUGAAGUCUGGAAACUUUGAAAAGCUAGUGCAACUACACAAGGAUGGGGCCAGUCUUGAAGUGUAUGAUGCGCUGGGCUGUACUCCACUCCAUUACGCUGUAGAUGUGGGCAGCAAAGAAAUGGUGAAAUACAUCAUAGAGAAUGCUCCACCAAGUAUACUGGACGCAGUGGAAAAAGAGACUGGUGAGACGGCUCUGCAUAAGGCUGCAUCUUUGGGCCACAGGACAAUCUGUGGUUAUUUGGUGGACGCGGGAGCUUCCCUCAUAAAAACUGACCUACAGGGUGACACUCCCAAGGCACACGCAGAGAGAGGUCAAGACUGGGAGCUGGCCGAGUAUCUGGAAAACCAUCAGCACCGCCAGCUGAUCCAGCGGGAUGACCAGGAGACAGCAGUGUAACCGACCGCCACUUCCUCUGGAAACCUUUCUCAGCAUGGCUGAAUGACAGCACUGGGACAGCGUGUUAGCAGAGAAAGAGCCCGUCUUUUUUCUCUCUUGAUUGUAAUGCCAAAUCAUUUAUCAUUUUUGACGUCCUAUGUCAGAAUGCAUGAAUGUGCUUCUCGUGCAGUUGUGUCGGGGAUUGUUUUGAGCUACAUGCUGCCUGCUCCUUAGGACAUAAUGCGCAAAACCUUUUGCACUUCAGGGCUAGAAUAACUGUGUGUAUGACUGUGGCUCUUUAACCUUAUAAAGCAAACCGCUUAAACCUCAGAAUAUUUUUAAGAGAAGGGAAUAAAUUGAGUGAAGGAGUUUUUUUUUUCUAAUGGAAGUAAUCCUGCUUUUGACUUAAUUUGCUCUUAUAAUCAAAGUAUUGUAUGAUUGCCAGAUUCAGAGAUGUUGAUGAUCCACUUGACUUUUGUCAGUUUAUUGAUAAGUUUUAGUAAUAUUGAUAUGUACUUACUACUUGUAGCUUUACUUCAUCUGUUAGUCACUUUGGCUGAAUUGGACUUUGACAGCCAUCUGCAUUUAAAGCUACUUCCUUGGCUGUUGCUUUUGGGCUCUUUCUGUCUUAAUUUUUUGUUGCGUUUAACAGAAUUAUAAGCAUGCUUGUGUACAUCACGUCAAGUAACAAUGUUAAUUACUGUCUCUCUUUUUUCUUGAUUCUGAUCUGGUCUCUGUACUAGCCUCUUUGAACAGAUUGCUCCCUUAGAAAUUCUCUAGAUAUAUUUUGUUUUCUAGAGUUAUUAUAACAUAUAGACUAUUACAUAUUUCCAUAUUAUACAAGCUCGAAAGUGCUGUGGGGCCAAAAUAUCGGGUCGUUUUUUCUGUACGGACACCCAAAGAUGGUGUGACCAUUCCUGUCUGUCAAGGCCAUUGAGGUAUGUUGUUGUAGAUGUUGAGAUUGUUAUUCAAACAGAUUAGUAAGCAGUUGCUGUGGUGGGGUGGAGGGUUGGGGUGUAACAAAGAAUAAGAAAUAUUAAAAAUAUGUCUCAAAUAUCUUCAGUUUUCUCAAAUGUCUUGAAUUUUCUCUAAUGUCUUAACUUGUCCUUUUUGUGCAGAAGCUCACACUCUCAUUCAUUUAAAGAGUAAAAUCUGACAUACUUCAGCGAGUCUGUUAUGCUUACACAUUUUCAUUGUUAGUGAAUGUCCUAGAGUGCUAGAUAAGAUUAUUUUACAAAGGACAUUGACUGGUUGGGUUCUGCAUUCUAAUUCAGAAUUUAUCAUUUUUUAAUGCAGUUUGCCAUCAUUGCCAUAACCUUGUUUUUUAAUGUGCUGUCAGGAUAGAGUUAUAGUGUGCAUUGUCAAUGCUCUGUUUUGAGUUGCUGUGCAAUUCAAGUAUAGAUAGUAUGUCUGUAUAUGUAUAUAUAUCCAUAUACACAUACAAAUUUGUGAAUAACUUUACCAUUCCCAUAUCCUAUCCAAGCAUUUGUAUCACAUUAUUGACUUAAAUAAGCA
This is a messenger RNA of Colossoma macropomum (tambaqui), 5424 nucleotides long. RefSeq names its product diacylglycerol kinase, zeta b (gene dgkzb). The record is from RefSeq and is a predicted model, not a curated record. Gene Ontology annotation, cellular component: nucleus. Lineage: Eukaryota; Metazoa; Chordata; Actinopteri; Characiformes; Serrasalmidae. Gene Ontology annotation, molecular function: protein binding; ATP-dependent diacylglycerol kinase activity. The transcript has 33 exons. The coding region runs from base 949 to 3930 and encodes 993 amino acids. Gene Ontology annotation, biological process: diacylglycerol metabolic process; lipid phosphorylation; regulation of synaptic transmission, glutamatergic.